Messenger RNA from Arvicanthis niloticus (Nile rat), 1830 nucleotides. NCBI's taxonomy places the organism in Eukaryota, Metazoa, Chordata, Mammalia, Rodentia, Muridae. The record is from RefSeq and is a predicted model, not a curated record.
CUCUAGGUCCCCGUGCGGGUGUGCAGGCGGAUCCUGCAGCUCCGGGUCCUGCUGUUCUUCCCUGGGCUGCACUCUGGGUACCAGCAGGCUGCCGGUUCUCUGGUGCUAGGUAGACCGCUAGCUUUCCAGGAUGCAGGUUGUGAAACGUAUCCUCUAAGAACCACAGGCGAGAGGAAGCUGUGAUGAGUAAGUCGUUAGUACUGCACUACCUGAAGCAGAAGCCGCGUUAACCAAAAUCGUCUCCGGUAUCGCACUUUAACCUGGUUCCUCACAUUUCUUCAAAAUGAAUGUGACUAUCCGUUUCUUAAGACCUUUUGCCAGAUGUCUGGUGCCAUAUACCUUUCAUAGGAAGAGAAGUAAUUUAUAUUCAGGAGUUCUGCAGAGAUGUAUGUCUUCCAAAAUACCUUCUUUGUCCUGUCAUAAUAAGGACAGCACAUCCCCUCCUGAGCAGCUAGAAUUGGAUGGGUGGAAAGCUACAAUGAAGUCUAGCAUUCAAGAAGAUGGUGUUUCCGAGGUCUCAGACAAAGAUGAAGAUUCCCUAACUGCAACCAGAGAAUUAAUUGAGAUGUGGAGACUGCUUGGCAAAGAAGUACCAGAACACAUCACUGAAGAAGAACUCAAAACCCUUAUGGAAUGUGCUUCUAAAUCAGCCAAAAAGAAAUACUUAAGGUAUUUGUAUGGUAAGGAAAAGAUGAAAAAAGCGAAGCAAAUAAAGAAGGAAAUGAAAGCAGAGGCCAGGGAAGAAGCAAAAAGGGCCAGGUUGCUGGAGACCACCACGGGAGAACAACAGGACUUCAUGUUUCUUCGACUCUGGGAUCGACAGGCCAACAUUGCACUGGGUUGGAAAGGCAUCCAGGCUAUGCAGUUUGGACAACCUUUGGUUUUUGACAUGGCCUAUGAUAAUUACAUGAAACCAAGUGAACUGCAGAAUACUGUUUCUCAACUCUUAGAAAGUGAAGGGUGGAACAGAAGAAAUGUUGAUCCAUUCCACAUUUAUUUCUGCAAUCUUAAAAUAGAUAGUGCUUAUCAUAGAGAGUUAGUUAAACGUUAUCGAGAAAAAUGGGACAAAUUGCUCUUAACAGCAACAGAAAAGUCUCCUGUUGAUUUAUUUCCAAAGGACAGUAUUAUAUAUUUAACUGCAGAUUCUCCCAAUGUUAUGACUACCUUCAAGCAUGAUAAAGUUUAUAUAAUUGGAUCAUUUGUUGAUAAAGCUACACAGACAGGAAUGUCCCUAGCCAAGGCUAAACGGCUAAAUCUAGCAACAGAAUGCCUUCCACUAGAUAAAUAUUUACAGUGGGAAGUUGGUAACAAAAAUCUCACCUUAGAUCAAAUGAUUCGAAUUUUGCUCUGCCUGAAAAACACUGGUAACUGGGAAGAGGCUCUCAAGUUUGUUCCCAGGAGAAAGCAUACUGGGUAUUUAGAGGUUUCUGAGCAUUCUCAGGAAGCUUUUAGGAAACUGAAGAAGACAAAGACUUUAAGUUCUUUUCAAAAAGGCUCCUUAAAUGCACGCAAGUGGAAAAGGUGACCUAAGGGAGACAGUAUAGUGUAAGAAGUAAACAGGAUGGAAGUACAGUUAAAAGAAUUUACUUAUUCCUAAAUGGAAUUCCAUCUUUAAGGCAGUCUUUCUAGACUGUCAGUAGAGGUUUGUCUGUUGUUUUGCUGUUGUUUGCUUUUUUGAGACAGGAUUUUGUGUAGUCUUGUCUGUCUUACAAGGACAGACUAGGCGUAAGUGUCAGCAAAAGUUUGAAAGUAUGCUUUAUUUGUUGUAAAAACAAUCAGAAGUUUAUAGAUUAAUCUAGAAUUGAACACAAUAAAAGUUAAUAGCAUUUA